GGGUUUCAGAGACAGUAACGGCAUCAUUCAUUAUGCUGGGAACUACUGCUGGCAGAAGAGGCUUCUCAGAACUAAAAAGGACAACAGGUAGUCCGCAGAAUCACACUCAUGUAGAAGGGCAUUAUAAGGUGAUGGGAUAGCCAGAUUGUAAAAUGCAGAGAGACAGGAGAGUAUUUCUAGUAGAAAUGCUUCUGUUCCUUUUUCUACCUGAUGCUGCUGCUCAGUCCUGUGGUGAAAUUACUGUUAAGUCGCCCAUUAUCCAUCUGGGGUCCUCUCUCUCAGCCACCUGCACCAUAUAUCGCAAGCAAUGCAAGAUCUUAGAGGAAGAUGUCCAAAUGUUCUGGAAACUUGAUGACAAGAUUAUACCAACUUCACAUUACAGCACUGCCAAUGGGAACACAUCAACUGUGUAUUUCAGCAGCUUUAACCAGUCCUCGGCAUUCCUCUACUGCUAUAUCAUGAGAGUGGGAGAUAAGACACCGAAUAUUGUGGACAGAGUACAGAUCAAAGCUGGCUAUCCACCAGCUAAACCGUCCAACCUCAGCUGUGUACUGAACUUUACAGAUGAAAGCCUGAUCUGCAGUUGGGUGCCCGGGAGAGACCCCCUCAUCGAUACCAAUGUCACUCUUUCAUUAUUCAGGUCCAAAGAUCAGUGUAAGACCAAAAUAGAAAUGAAGCAUGUUUGCAUACCUGUCAAGGGUCAGAGUUCCUGCAUUAUUUACCGUGAACAAUACUCUCAGAGCCAGAAAAUUGCAUUGUGGGUCACUAUGAAAAAUUAUUUGGGAAUCGUGACUUCAGCCCCUCUCUGUCUACUCCCAAUUGAUUCAGCAAAGUUAGAUCCACCUAUCAUUGAGAAGGUGGUGCCUAUCCCUUCCCGUAGCAGUUGUGUAAGCAUCAGGUGGAGAAGGGCCAAGGCAGGAAUUUGGGUAGACCAAUGGUAUCAGCUGCGCUAUAAAAGAGAAGGGGAGACCAAAUGGUCAGAGCCAAAGGAUGUGGUCAACGGCUCAAUGCAGUCAGUUCAGUGUGGCCUCUUGCCUGCCUCAAAGUAUCAUUUCCAGAUCCGCUGUAUCAAGAGCCGUCUUAGGGGAUACUGGAGUGAGUGGGGAGCAGAGAGCAGUUUUAUAACUUCUGAAUCAGCUGUGAAAGAAAAGCUGGAUAUUUGGUGGAAGACACUACGAGCUACAGAUGGACAGCAAGAACAGAUACAGCUGUUGUGGAAGGCAGCACAAACAGAGGCAAUGAAAAGACAAAACGCCUACACCAGCCAAAUCUGGUAUAUUGUAAAGAUUGUUGAAUUUCAAGGUGAUGAUAUUGUAGUGUGCAAUACAACAUCUCUUAGCUGCAGCUUUCCCUUGCCCUUAGGGGUGAGAGGGGCUUCUGUUUGGGCUCACAACAAGGCUGGACAAUCCCCUGAAACAAAGGUUUUCUUCUUUGACAAAAAUGGUCCUUCAGCUUCCUGGAUCCAGACCUCUCCUCACAGUAAUCACAGCCUUCAUGUGGAGUGGGAUCAGCAAGGCUUAGCAAAGGGCUAUGUUCUGGAGUGGUGUCAAUAUUCUCUUUGUCCUAAUGGUGAUGUGAACUGGAAAACAGAGCCAGCUGCUAGUAGAACAUCUAUCCUGCACGACAAUAUUGAACCCUUCCAGAUGUACAAUGUCAGCUUGUACCCUUUGUAUGAUAAAGUAGUGGGUUCCCCUGUGCAGACUUCUGCAUAUUCCAGACAGGGAGCUCCGGCUUUCUCUCCAAACCUAACAGCAACAGAUAUUAGGACGUCACAGGCAGAACUGUCCUGGAAGCCAAUCCCAUUGGAGAGCCGUCAUGGCUUUAUCACAAGCUACACUCUCUUCUGGAUUGAUGAAAGCGAGAAAGUAAAAUUUGCAGUACUGAAUGGUUCAACGACAACAUUGGUGAUCACAAACCUUCGUCCUUCCACCUUGUAUAAAUUUUUCCUAAUGAGCUCUACAGCUGGCGGCAGUGUAAAUGGAACAAUCAUGAUGCUGCAUACUCGACCCUCAGAUGAGAUUGAAUCCCAUGUUCUGGCUGCAGUUUUCAGUAUAUCCACUGUUCUGUUUAUCUUCUCCGCAUUCACUUACUGCUUACUGAAACACAUGAGAAUGAAAAAACGCUUCUGGCCCAUUGUUCCAGAUCCAGCCAACAGCAGCUUAGGAAGUUGGUCCCCCAUGCUACAAGAGCACAUCAAGAUACCCAUUACCACCAGCCAUGAUUUUAAUCACUUGAUCACUAGUGAUCUGACAAUUUUGGAGGGCUGGACAGAGAAGAAGAAACAGUCUGAUGGAAAUCUACAAACUCUUACCUCAAACUUCAAAGAAGGAUUUUUCCAAGCAUACAGUGGAACAUCACCAAGUUUAGGUCAAGACAGUACUUCACUGAGGUCCUACAUCAAUGUUAUAGAUUCUGUCCAGUAUGCCCAGGUGAUCACAGGUGGAUAUCGCCAGCAAAGCCCUCCAGCUUCCCUAUAUGUGAGAUCGGACUCUACACAGCCCCUUCUCAGUGACAUGUCUCCCAGUCCCCAAAAAUAUGAGAACAUGUGGUUUCUUGGCAAAAACCAAGACAAUGUUUUCUUAGAGGAGAAUAAAAACAAAGUAGAUUUUCCUCUCCUUCAGGGCCUGAGGAUCAAUGUGGAAGGAGAAGUAUUCAGUUUCUAAGGUUUGGGGUCUUAGGUCAGGAGUGGCAAACCUUUUUGAGAGUGUGUGCCUAAAUAUGUGAUAAUCCUUUUACAAAGAAAUCUCUGAAGUGCCCUUUGUAUUGGGGGAAUAAGUAAUCAUUACAUUUUUCUUAUAAAUCCAUAACAUACAGUAUAUCACCAGUUAAAGCUUAAAGGGAUACUGAAUCCUUUUUAUUUUCUUUCAUGAUUCAGCUAGAGCAAGCAAUUUUAAGCAACUUUCUCCUAUUAUCAAUUUUUCUUUGUUUUCUUAGUAUCUUUAUUUGAAAAAGCACGAAUGUAAGCUUAUGAGCCGGCCCGUUUUUAGUUCGGCACUCUGGAUAGCACUGGCUGACUAUAUAGUAGUAAAUUAGAAAGUUGCUUAAAAUUGCAUGCUCUACCUGAAUCAUGAAAGAAAAAAUUUGGGUUCAGUAUCACUUUAAUUACUGUUAUAUAGCAUGAAUUAAUAUGAAAAAUAAAUUGUUAGCGCUACAAACUCAGCAGAAGAAAACAAGCAUUAUAGUUGUAGCACAAAGGCAGAGUGCCAGCAAAUUAGUUUUGUGUGCAACUAUGGGAACUCAUGCCAUAAGUUUUUUACCCCAGGCCUGAGUUAUUCACACCAUUUAAUUUCACUAAAACCAGUCAUGAAAUAAACUAGUGCAUAUGCUUUUAAUACAAACAACCUCAUUAAGGGUAUAGUAAAAGUAUGCUCAUAAAAGGAAAUAAAAAUAAUAGCAUUAAUAAACCAAAUAUACACAAUGCAUACAUACACUUUAUUACAUUACCCUCUGAUAAAUAAAAACAUAAUAAUAAGUUUAUACACCACAAUUCUGGUAUCACUGCUCCAAUGCUCUUAUAUAUAGUAUAGGUUUUGGGUAUCCUAUGUUAAAUUACACCUAAACAAGUGGCAUUAUUCUGGUGGUGUCACAACAUUUAUGUUUUAUUUUAAAUGUAAAAAUAGUAUAGAAUGCAGAGGCUGGGGGAAUGUUCCUGACCAAUAUAGGGGAAUUUUUACUAUGCAGUUCAAGGGGGUCCCAACUUUUUCACAUAAGGGGCCAUACUAGAUUAUUUUUUUUUCAAUUUGAGUGAAAGUAAGAACAUUUUAGAGCUAACAUUUGAAGCAUAAAUAUAUACUGUAGUUAUAUAUAAGCAACGCUUUAGGCCAAUAUACAAUAUGUCAUUAUUUGUAACUUUCUCUAUUGCCAGUAUCUGCUGGUAAUGUAGUACAGUGAUGUAUGUGUUGCAGAACAAAUCCAGGCACUCAUGCAGGAUUUGCUGAUUAAAAGGACAGUAGAGUCAAAAUUAAACGUUCAUGGUUCAGAUUGAGCAUUUCAUUUUAAGCAGCUUUCCAAUGUAUUUAUUUUAUCACAUUUGGUUCGCUCUCUUGGGGGUAGAUUUAUUAAAUGUUGGGCGGAUAUUAUCCGCUGUAGCGGAUCAUGUCCGCACGACAUCGCUAAAUGCAGACAGCUUACGCUGUCGGCAUUUUUUAUAGUACAAGCAUUUCUUGUACAUUGUGAAAUGCUUGUGCAAUGCCGCCGCCUGCACAUUUGCGUCCAAUCGGCUGCUAGCAGGGGGUAUCAAUCAUCCCAUUCGUAAACCUAAGUAGACACAGAAGCAUCAAUGCUCCGAACUAGCUGAACAAAUAAGGUAAGUUAAUGACAAGAGGCAUAUAGAUGUGCAGCCACCAAUCAGCAGCAAGCUUACAGUAGUGUACUGCUGCCCCUGUGUAUACCUAGGUAUGCUUUAUAAUAAAAGAAAAUAAAGUGCAUUUGAUUAUAGCAGUAAAUUGGAAAGUUGUUUAAAAUGACAUGCUUUGUCAAAAUCAUAUAAGUUUAGUUUUGACUUAACAGUCACUUUAAUUAUGAUUUUUGCUAUUUUAAGACCAAAGUAUUGAAAAAAGUACUCCCAUGUCCAGACACACACAGUAUUAAGUUUUAAGAUCUGGAGGGCCAGCACAUGGUGUGAAGUCCUAUUCAAAUCAAGGGUAAAGGAAAAAUCUGUGUGAAAUCUGUUUAAAAUACUAGUACAGAAAAUUUUGUAACAUAUAUAGAUUUUUGCUGGAUAUGUUAUUGUUUUUUUGCCUAGGGUUGAUGUUUGAAAACGAUGUGGAUUUGUCUGAGCCUCACAAAUCCGCACCUAAUCACGGUACAAAAUCUCUCUCUCUGUUUGCUGGAGAACUCUGUUGUAGGCAAUGGGGUAAAAUGAGCCAAGACAGCUGUACACACAGAAAAGGAUAUACUCGUGUUUUAUAGUCUCAAUUUUUUAUCACAAUACCCUGCAACAACAUUUACAAAUAAAUACAGAUAAAAAUGUUACCAAAAAAAUAAAUUAAAAAUGAAUAAAAGUGAAAUUACAAACUUAAAGUGACAUUAAACAUAAAGCAUUUAUAUGCAGAAACAGAAUCAUGAAAAAUAAAGUCACCAUAGCACAUAGAAAGCAUUUAAAACAAGUGUUCUCAAGCAUUUCAUCAUCUUCAUCUUAUUAUAUAAAAAAAGAGCUACUUACUUUCUUUGGGGGUUUGGUGGCUUUAUUUUAAUUAUUCUAUUUUCCCAAAGAAAUUCUUACCUUUUAAUGUCCCUUUAAUGAUUCGUCACAUACAGUAUAUAAGCUUUUCUAUGUUUUUUAUGUACAGUGUUGUUAUUUUUAUGGUGUACAAUAUACGUCCAUACAUGUGA
This is a messenger RNA of Bombina bombina (fire-bellied toad), 5334 nucleotides long. It is a transcript of the gene CSF3R, whose product is annotated as colony stimulating factor 3 receptor. The record is from RefSeq and is a predicted model, not a curated record. NCBI's taxonomy places the organism in Eukaryota, Metazoa, Chordata, Amphibia, Anura, Bombinatoridae. Gene Ontology annotation, cellular component: external side of plasma membrane; signaling receptor complex. The transcript is spliced from 16 exons. Gene Ontology annotation, biological process: cytokine-mediated signaling pathway. Gene Ontology annotation, molecular function: cytokine receptor activity; granulocyte colony-stimulating factor binding. Bases 153 to 2663 code for a protein of 836 amino acids.